Messenger RNA from Hermetia illucens (black soldier fly), 1351 nucleotides. RefSeq names its product zinc finger protein 135-like. Gene Ontology annotation, molecular function: DNA-binding transcription factor activity, RNA polymerase II-specific; RNA polymerase II transcription regulatory region sequence-specific DNA binding; zinc ion binding. The coding region runs from base 111 to 1124 and encodes 337 amino acids. Gene Ontology annotation, biological process: regulation of transcription by RNA polymerase II. NCBI's taxonomy places the organism in Eukaryota, Metazoa, Arthropoda, Insecta, Diptera, Stratiomyidae. The record is from RefSeq and is a predicted model, not a curated record. Gene Ontology annotation, cellular component: nucleus. The transcript has 2 exons.
CCCCACUGACAAUGAAGCUAGUUGGACGAUUGUAAACAGUCUACCUUCGCAAUCCGGGAAAAAGAAAUCAUAGGUGGUUGCGCUUGUAGGGCCGCAGUAAAUGUUUUGUCAUGUAUUCAGUGGAUGUCUGCAGAGCGUGCCUAACUCCGGAAAAGCUUGUCUCGUCUGUGUACGAAAUAACAGAGGAAUCAGGCAACGUCUCGAUCGCGGAAAUGCUUGAAGUGACAACGGGUAUAAAGAUAGUGGACGCUGAUUGGUAUCCCGACAAGAUCUGCGAAAAUUGUCUAUCAGCGGCCUAUCAUUUUCACGCGUUCAAAUUAAAGUGCGAACAAUCUCAUGCGAUACUCACUGAACAGUUUCAGAUGUUGUCUGCGGGUGGACCGAUUGAGAGUCCUCCCCAACUCGUCCCGGCUGCAUCUGAAUUGAUUGAAACCUCACCCGACGCAGAGCUAGAAACUAGGCCCGGGGUUGCUAUCGCGUGUGGCGAAUUCAUCAUUCAAGAAAUUCCUCAGGAACCAUCCACACCGUUGUCGGUCCUCGACUAUUUAGACCCUGAAACGCAAAAGACAUUUAAGCGGACUAAAAACAAUGCAAAGAGAAAAAUAAUUUCAAAUUCUCAUCAGACUAUUUGCGGGCUCUGCGGCAUAAUAUUCAAAGACGAAUUCACACAAAUGAAGCACAACAAAGACGUGCACGGCGAAGAGUCUCCAUUUCGCUGCAAUCAAUGCCCGGCAGUGUUUUCCACCAAAUGCGAUUUACUUCGUCAUAUGAAAAUUCACGAUUUCAAGUGUAGCGUUUGCUUCCAUCGCUUCGAGUCGCAAUCGGAACUGAUCACGCAUUCCAUUGAAAGCCACCAAGAAGAUAGCCUGCUCCGAUGCAAAUACUGUCCAUUGAAAUUCAAACGGAGGAGCCAGUUGACGGUGCACAUUUUCGAGCACACCGGAAAGGUGAAGUACCAGUGCGAGUCUUGCCACAUUCCACUCUGGAGUAGGAAGCACCAGAUCGAGCAUAUGCGCAUCCAUACCGGCGAGAAACCAUUCACCUGCGAAGUAUGCCAGAAAAAGUUCCGGUUCAAGCGGGUGCUCAUCAAACACAUUCGGGUUGUGCACACCCAGACCGACUAAUGUGAUUUUUGUGUUAUUUAUAUUAUAUUUAUUCCCUACCCCGCUCUCUGGUCAUAUUUUUUAUGCUUCUCAUUUGGAAUUAUUCGGUUUGCGAUUUUGAACAAAGCUGUCAGCAAUGAAUUGCUCAAAUUGACUCUGUAAUGGGAAUAUCCUGGCAAAUCGGAUGUUUUCGAGGGGAAAUAUCUAUGUCUUUCAUAUCUUAAGAAUAAAUUUAUGUUUACAAUUAA